Saccharomyces kudriavzevii IFO 1802 is the source of this 1188-nucleotide messenger RNA. RefSeq names its product O-phospho-L-serine:2-oxoglutarate transaminase (gene SER1). Gene Ontology annotation, molecular function: pyridoxal phosphate binding; O-phospho-L-serine:2-oxoglutarate transaminase activity. Gene Ontology annotation, biological process: L-serine biosynthetic process. The transcript has a single exon. NCBI's taxonomy places the organism in Eukaryota, Fungi, Ascomycota, Saccharomycetes, Saccharomycetales, Saccharomycetaceae. The coding region runs from base 1 to 1188 and encodes 395 amino acids. Gene Ontology annotation, cellular component: cytoplasm. The record is from RefSeq and is a predicted model, not a curated record.
AUGUCUUUGGAAAGAGAGGAACCACAACAUUUUGGAGCGGGGCCAGCUCAAAUGCCUACACCAGUUUUGCAGCAAGCUGCUAAGGACUUAAUCAAUUUCAAUGACAUAGGUUUAGGUAUUGGUGAGAUUUCUCAUCGUUCUAAGGAUGCAACCAAGGUGAUUGAAGAUUCUAAGAGGCACUUGGUUGAAUUGUUAGAUAUUCCUGACACCCAUGAGGUGUUUUACUUACAAGGUGGUGGUACUACUGGGUUUUCUUCUGUGGCUACCAAUUUGGCCGCUGCAUAUGUGGGAAAGCACGGGAAAAUUGCACCAGCUGGUUAUUUAGUCACCGGUAGUUGGUCCCAAAAAUCUUAUGAAGAAGCAAGAAGAUUGCAUGUUCCUGCCGAAAUUAUCUUCAAUGCUAAGGAUUACAACGGCGGAAAAUUUGGCACGAUUCCAGAUGAAGCUCUUUGGGAAGAUAAGAUCAAAGGUAAAAGCUUUUCGUAUGUAUAUCUGUGUGAGAAUGAAACUGUCCAUGGUGUUGAAUGGCCAGCUUUACCAAAAUGCUUGGUCAAUGACCCAAAUAUUGAAGUUGUUGCUGAUUUAUCCAGUGAUAUUUUAUCUCGUAAAAUUGAUAUCUCACAAUAUGGGGUUAUCAUGGCGGGUGCUCAAAAGAACAUUGGUUUAGCGGGUUUAACCUUAUACAUUAUCAAGAAAUCUAUACUAAAGAAUAUUUCUGGCGCUUCUGAUGAAAUUCUACAUGAACUGGGAGUGCCAAUCACUCCUAUUGCCUUUGACUAUCCGACAGUGGUGAAAAACAACUCUGCCUAUAAUACAAUUCCAAUUUUCACAUUGCAUGUUAUGGAUCUUGUUUUCCAACAUAUUUUGAAGAAGGGCGGUGUUGCAGCGCAGCAAGCUGAAAAUGAACAGAAGGCAAAGAUACUAUACGAAGCCCUAGACUCAAAUCCAGCUUUUUACAACAUACCAGUGGAUUCGAAAUGUAGAUCAAAGAUGAAUGUUGUUUUCACUCUCAAGAAGAAUGGUCUUGAUGACAAAUUCUUAAAGGAGGCAGCAGCUCGUAAAUUAACGGGUUUGAAGGGUCACCGUUCGGUCGGUGGGUUUAGAGCCUCCAUCUAUAACGCACUGUCAGUACAAACCGUGCAAAAUUUGGUAGAUUUCAUUGAGGAAUUUGCCGAAAAUAACGCUUAA